GUGAAGGAUGCCCAAGAAGGCCACAAACCUGACACCUGGGGCCAGAACUACACUUCCCACCACGCAGCGAGGCAGGAGGAAGAAGGGGCUCUGAGGGCUGGGAAGGAGAGCCAGGAGACAGAGAGCAUUACCGGCUUGCUGGCAGAGGUGAGAGAGCAAGACCGGUCUUUUCUAGGAGGGAAGAGCCAUGCAGUUCUCCAGCUCAACCAGGGCAGCUGAUGAGAACUUCGACUAUUUGUUCAAGAUUAUCCUCAUUGGGGAUUCCAACGUGGGGAAAACGUGUGUGGUACAGCAUUUCAAGUCUGGGGUCUACACCGAGACACAGCAGAAUACGAUUGGGGUAGACUUCACCGUGCGCUCCCUUGAGAUUGAUGGCAAGAAAGUGAAGAUGCAGGUGUGGGACACAGCUGGCCAGGAGCGCUUCCGCACCAUCACCCAAAGCUACUACCGCAGUGCACAUGCGGCCAUCAUCGCCUACGACCUCACCCGGCUGUCCACGUUUGAGUCUGUCCCUCAUUGGAUUCACGAGAUAGAAAAAUAUGGAGCAGCUAACUUGGUCAUUAUGCUGAUCGGGAACAAAUCUGAUCUCUGGGAAAAGCGGCACGUCCUGUUUGAGGAUGCCUGCACUCUGGCUGAGAAAUAUGGCCUCCUUGCUGUUUUGGAGACAUCUGCCAAGGAGUCCAAGAACAUAGAUGAAGUCUUCGUGCUCAUGGCCAGGGAGCUGAUCGCCCGCAACAGCCUGCACCUGUUCAGCGAGGGCACCCUGGGCAGCCUCCCCCUGGACUCCAGCCCAGUUCUGGUGGCCCAGAGUCCAAGUGAGAAGACCCACUGCUCCUGCUAAACAUGCUCACCCGGCCGGCUGGCUCACCAUGGAGGCC
Otolemur garnettii (small-eared galago) is the source of this 878-nucleotide messenger RNA. It is a transcript of the gene RAB19, whose product is annotated as RAB19, member RAS oncogene family. The record is from RefSeq and is a predicted model, not a curated record. The coding region runs from base 188 to 841 and encodes 217 amino acids. Gene Ontology annotation, molecular function: GTP binding; GTPase activity. The transcript is spliced from 5 exons. Gene Ontology annotation, cellular component: trans-Golgi network. NCBI's taxonomy places the organism in Eukaryota, Metazoa, Chordata, Mammalia, Primates, Galagidae.